GAGAAGGCUGGAAUAUAAAGCUGAGCUGCUUGCUCUCUGUUGAAUCCAGAAACCUCCUUUCAGUUGACAGGACAAUAGCAGCAUUCCACGCAACAGGAGAGAUCAGUAUGAUGCCUUGCCUCUCCAUUCUCCUUCAAAGUGCUUUCUGUUUUGAUAAGUGAAAGCCAAGCCCUGAUUUACUGGAAUGCUGGCGAGUGAACACAGGAGCAUUCCUAAUGGACUGCUGUGGAAUUGCUGACCACCAUAUUGGAAAUGGUGUUUGCGGUUGUUGUGGAGCUCUGCGCCCAAGAUACAAGAGACUAGUGGACAAUAUCUUCCCUGAGGACUCUGAGGAUGGGCUAGUAAAAGCCAACAUGGAGAAGCUAACGUUCUAUGCCCUGUCUGCUCCAGAGAAGCUGGACCGAAUUGGUGCAUAUCUCGCAGAGAGACUGAGCAGGGAUGUUGCCAGGCACCGAUACGGGUAUGUGUGUAUUGCGAUGGAGGCUCUAGACCAGCUCCUGAUGGCCUGUCACUGCCAAAGUAUUAACUUGUUUGUGGAGAGUUUUCUCAAGAUGGUGGCCAAGCUUCUCGAGUCUGAUAAAGCAGCAUUGCAGAUCCUGGGAACAAAUUCGUUUAUAAAGUUUGCAAAUAUUGAAGAAGACACCCCGUCAUAUCACCGAAGCUAUGACUUCUUCGUGUGUCGGUUUAGUGAAAUGUGUCACUCAGGACAUGACGAUGUUACUGACAGGACCAAAAUCCGUAUGUCUGGUAUAAAGGGUCUGCAGGGAGUGGUGAGAAAAACAGUCAAUGAUGAACUGCAAGCCAACAUCUGGGAACCCCAGCACAUGGAUAAGAUCGUCCCCUCACUGCUCUUCAAUCUGCAGCAGGUGGAGGAUGCAGACAGUCGAUCUCCAUCCCCACUGCAAGCAACUGAGAAGGAGAAGGAGAGUCCUGCUGCUCUGGCAGAAGGUUGUCUCCGGGAGCUGCUGGGCAGAGCUGCCUAUGGAAAUAUCAAAAAUGCCAUCAAGCCAGUUUUAAUGCACUUAGAUUAUCAUUCACUGUGGGAGCCAAAGCUGUUUGCGGUGCACUGCUUCAAGAUCAUCAUGUAUUCUGUUCAGUCACAGCAUUCCCAUCUGGUCAUACAGCAGCUGGUGGGACAUCUGGAUGCCAACAGUAAGAGCGCCGCCAAAGUGCGCACUGGGAUUGUGGAGGUGCUGUCCGAGUCAGCAGUGAUUGCAGCUGGGGGGUCUGUAGGGCCCACAGUGCUGGAGGUGUUCAACACACUGCUACGACAUCUGCGCCUCAGCAUUGACUAUGAAGUCACGGGCAAGUAUGAUUCCACCACUAACAUCAGCAACCAGAUCAUCAAAGAACACGAGGAGCGAGUGUUUCAGGAGGCUGUGAUCAAGACCAUUGGUGCUUUUGCCAACACCUUGCCUGCCUAUCAAAGGUCUGAAGUCAUGCUGUUCAUCAUGGGAAAAGUUCCACUGCCUCUAAUUCACCAGGCCCUGGACAUGCAAAAACCAGGGCAUGAUGCAAAUCGAAUGAUUCAGCUGAUGCUGCUGAAAUCUCUCCUCCAGGUGACAAUUGGGUUCCAGAGCAAGAACUUGUUAGCAACCUUGCCCUCCUCCUUCCUGGAGUCUCUUCUGUCUGCCGCAUUAAUGGAGGAUGCAGAACUUCGACUCCUCGUUAUUGAGAUCCUCCUCAGUCUGAUUGACCGCCAGGAAAACAGGCACAAGUUCUCUCAUGUCAGUAUUAUUUCCGAUAUCUCUGUCCUGAUGCUGAAGGUGGACAAAUGCUCUCGGCAGGAUACACUUUUCAUGAAGAAGCACUCACAGACCUUGUACAGAUACAUCUACCUGAUCUGUAAACAGCAGAAUAACUCCCACAUCCACUACGAUGCCAUCUAUGCCAUGCUUGCUCUCAUCAGCGUGGAGCUUGCCAAUGAGGAGGUGGUGGUGGACCUGAUCCGUGUGGUACUGGCCCUCCAGGAGCUUUCCCUGAACAAUGAAGACAACCUACCCAUGUGGAGCCGCUGUGCGAUACAUGCCCUUGCCUCUGCCUACCUGAACUUCAUCAGCCAGCUCACCACACUGCCAGCCUUCUGUCAAAAUAUCCAGCAGGUGAUUGAGACCCGUCAAAAAGAAGCACUGUACUUAUUACCCGAGGGAGUCUUUGACUCUGAAAACAGCAUUCCCCAAUCCAUGGACAAAUUGGAGAAGGAGAUGUUGUUCUUGCAAAGUGAAAUCAGUGAGGUUCUUGCAGGAAGUGGUUACAGCUCUGACAGACUGGGAAUCCCCUACAUACCCCAGUUCACAGACGAAGACCGUUUAUCAAAGAGGAAGAGCAUUGGUGAGACCAUCUCUCUGCAGGUGGAAGUGGAAUCUCGCAAUAGUCCAGAAAAGGAAGAGAAGAUGCCAGCUGAGGAAAUCACAUAUGAAACCCUAAAGAAAGCAAUAGAUGGUGGAGCAGUGGAGGAACAGGAGAGAGAGAGGAGGCGGCUGGUGGUGGAAAAGUUUCAGAAGGCUCCAUUUGAAGAGAUAGCAGCCCACUGUGGAGCGAGGGCGACUAUUCUGCAGAGUAAACUGAAUCAAAUAUUUGAGAUAACUGUAAGGCCUCCUCCCAGCCCAUCAGGCACAAUCACUGCUGGUUAUGGCCAGGCACAGCCCCGUUCUGUGCCUGUGUACGAGAUGAAGUUCCCAGAUCUUUGUGUACACUAGCAGAGCAUGUCAUAGAGCAGCAGAUUGGAGAAAUUCUGGGCUGUCUUCUCACCCCAGAGAUUGGGGCAGCUGCAUCGGAACGUCACAUCAAGCAUCCCGCAGAACGCCAGCCAUCACCUAGCUGUUGUCUCCGUCGGUACGAACAUCGUGGCCCUCCUCCAUGUGGCUUGGUAGUGCUUUGUUACGAAGACGUGUGUGUCAGUGCACGGCCCAUGCUUACCUGUGAUCAUGGAUAGGCUUCACUAUAGCUUGGGGCUUCUUGUAGUAUGAGUGUAAACUCAGGCUGCAGAGCACUGUGGCAGGCAGGAGUGGAGGAACUGGUAUCUUCUACCCACACAAUCCAUGCCCACUGAAAAUCAUGACACCAACAGCCCUAGCAUCUGCCUCUCAGAUACCACAAUCUGAAUCCAGGCUGGCUCUGUGGGCCCACAACAGUUUUGGUUUGGUGGUUGAGGUAAGAAAAGUGAUGGGUGCAGUCUGUUUAACAUUCAGACUAACCUGUCAGCAAGCCUGGGAAUGUGUUUACCCUGUUGCCUUCUUCCUUGUUGAAGCUUUUGUUUCUCCUGAUGUUCUCUGGCCUCUCAAGAGUCAGUGCAGGAGGAAGUUCUGAAAUCACCCAGGCAAGGAGAGGUGGGGAGUAGGGUGGUGUGGCUGGGUCUAAGUCUCAGCUUUGGUGCAGAAUGUGUCGAAAAUGCUUUAAUUUAAAAUCAGUUUCCAUUGAUCAUGAAAUUAAUAAAACCUACAAAUACUAGAAAUCAGAAAUGAAACCAGAACACUCCAGAAAUACUCAUCAGGUCAGGCAGCAUCUGUGAAGGGAGCAUCAGUUAACAUUUCAGGUGGCAAACCUCUUAUCAGCCAUUCUGACAAAGUGUCUUCAAGCUGAAAGGUUAAAGUUUCACUCUCCACAGAUGCCUGACCUGAUGAGUGCUUCCAGAGUUUUGUGUUUUAUUUCAUUAGUUAUGUCUUCUCCGAAUUGUGCCAGUUCCUGUAAAGAAAGCUAACAAAAUGAUGAAAGUUCUGGAACUGCCUGACCCCUGCACUCAAUACCAGACACCUCUCGCAGGGAGCCCUGCUCUCAGCCCAUUGACAUCACUGAAUAUUAAAACAAGCAAUGUUUCAA
Messenger RNA from Pristis pectinata (smalltooth sawfish), 3819 nucleotides. RefSeq names its product protein EFR3 homolog B-like. Gene Ontology annotation, cellular component: plasma membrane. The record is from RefSeq and is a predicted model, not a curated record. Gene Ontology annotation, biological process: protein localization to plasma membrane. NCBI's taxonomy places the organism in Eukaryota, Metazoa, Chordata, Chondrichthyes, Rhinopristiformes, Pristidae. The transcript is spliced from 23 exons. Bases 216 to 2699 code for a protein of 827 amino acids.